Messenger RNA from Nannizzia gypsea CBS 118893, 2541 nucleotides. Its product is annotated as sulfur metabolite repression control protein. The coding region runs from base 1 to 2541 and encodes 846 amino acids. The transcript is spliced from 2 exons. NCBI's taxonomy places the organism in Eukaryota, Fungi, Ascomycota, Eurotiomycetes, Onygenales, Arthrodermataceae. The record is from RefSeq and is a predicted model, not a curated record. Gene Ontology annotation, molecular function: protein binding.
AUGGGACGCGAGACGGGAGCUUCCUUUGGGCUUCAACCAAGGGACUACUCUGCUCUCCCCGCGAAGAGCUCAUUUAAGAUCGACGAGGGCUACUCAGACGAAACGAAGAGCCUGCAGGAAAAUGAGAGCGUGCAGGACACGCUUGAGCUGCCUGCAUGGAUCCUCGCGCGCAGCGAAGCUGACAGAGCUGAACUGGUGUAUAUGCUACUGAGAACGCUCCGGACAUCCACCAUCACCGGCGUGAUCGAACGUCUGACCCCUUUACUCCAUAUGGAUCCCGUACGGAAACUACCACCGGAGAUAACAGCCGAGAUAUUCUCCUAUCUCGAUCCCACCACCCUCCUGACGGCUUCUCUGGCCUCGAAACCAUGGCGCAGCAGGAUCCUCGAUUCCAGGCUCUGGCGGGGACUCUACAUCAAGGAAGGAUGGAGACUCAACAUGAGCUCGAUUCGGGAGUUCCACCGCCAGUCAAGCGAGAUUGCCAAGCAGCAGCAAGGCAGGAAAUCCAGGAACAGACACUCGGAGUCGGAGUCUGGUCAGCCGCAGCUCAAAAGACGUGCACUCGCCUCUGACCGUGCUGGGGCUGGGCCAGCGGAGAUGGUUGCAGGCAGGCUCCCCACAGACACUGAGGGAGAUCAUGAAAUGCAUGAUGCUGCAGCAGCAGUGGAGCCCACCUCACCCAUGGACAUCUCCUCCCCAUCACGCUUGGCUGCCCGGCUCGCCGAGAAGUGUAAUGUGCCCCAUUCUCUGGACCCUUCAAUGCACUCUCCAGGCUUUGAUUCACUCUUCACAGACGAUCGAUCGCCUCUUCCUUACUCCUCAGCUGCUGUAUGGUCCCGCAACGGACCCACCUUGAACUGGGCAUACCUCUACAAGCAGCGUCAGAAGUUGGAGGAAAACUGGCGUCAUGGCCGGUUCACCAAUUUCCAGCUGCCCCACCCAGAUGCGCCGUGGGAGGCCCAUCGUGAGAGGGUGUAUGUCGUUCAGUUUUCAGGCAAAUGGCUGGUCAGCGGCAGCAGGGAUAAGACAGUCAGAGUCUGGGAUCUGGAAACACUGCGGCUGAGGGGUCAGCCCCUGGCCGGUCAUACCAAAUCCGUUCUCUGUCUACAAUUUGAUGCAAGCCCGGAGGAAGAUGUUAUCAUGUCCGGAAGCGGUGAUCGCAGCGUUAUCAUCUGGCGAUUCUCCACCGGAGAAAAGAUACACGAACUUCCCAAUGCACACCUUGACUCUGUCCUCAACCUGCGCUUCGACAAGCGGUAUCUUGUGACUUGCUCAAAGGAUAGGACUAUCAAGGUGUUCAACAGGAAUGCCCUGUUGCCUACUGAUGCAGACUAUCCUAGGGUCACCAAGGGAGCCGGCCCACGAUACCCAGAAUAUAUCAUAGAUACUGCAGCAAUCCCACCUUCUACACUAGAGACCCAGAUAGCCAACCAGCAGAUCAAGCCCCUGGCUCCUUACACGUUGCUCAUAACCCUAGACGGGCACAGGGCUGCCGUCAACGCCAUCCAAAUUGACAAGGAUGAAAUUGUUUCCGGGUCUGGUGAUCGGCUUAUCAAGGUCUGGAAUAUCCAUAGUGGUACUUGCUUGAAGACCAUAUUAGGCCAUAAUAAGGGAAUUGCCUGUAUCCAAUUUGACAAUCAACGCAUCGUAAGCGGCAGCAAUGAUGACACGGUCCGCAUAUACGACCACGUAUCGGGGGCAGAGGUUGCUUGCCUGAGGGGUCACUCGGGUCUUGUCCGAACUGUCCAAGCCGGCUUUGGAGAUCCUCCUGGUUCAGAAGAGACAAUGAGACUGGAAGCAUUAGCAGUUGACCAGGAAUAUUUUGAAGCCCGACGCCGUGGAGACAUUGAUGAGAACCCUAUAACGACCCGCCGCAACCGCCCGCCACCAAACACGGGAUCCAGACUACCACAGGAUGUUAUGGCAUUGGGUGCUAAAAUCCCCCCUGGAGGAGGUGGAAGCAACUGGGCCAGAAUUGUCUCUGGCUCGUAUGACGAAUCCAUCAUCAUCUGGAUGAGGGAUAAAGAAGGCAAAUGGGUAAUCGGGCAGAGGCUAAACCAGGCUGAAGCUAUCAGGGCAGCUAGAGCGGCUGCAGCUGCGGCCGCCGCUGCUCGCACACAAGCUAGCGAGCCUACUACUUCCACCAAUGAAAACCUGCAGGCCGGACCUGCAUCAACGGAAGCUACACAAGGCCACAACCACCAUGCAAACACCCAUGCAACCGGAGCAACAGCCUCCACCUCCCACAACCCCCUACCACCGCAACAACCGACUGAUCAAACAGCAGGCACCAACCCGCCUCCAGCCCCGGCUCACCAGCAUCAAGGCCAAGACCCCCAAGCACAGGCAAACCAAGUGCCUGCCAAUAUAGACGCAGCGGGACAUCAGGCCGCCAUUCCUCCGACAGCAGGAAUAUUAAAGAUCCAGUUUGAUGCACGUAAGCUCAUCUGCGCAAGCCAGGAUACCCGCAUUAUCGGAUGGGACUUUGCAGCCGGCGAGAAGAAACUCGAAGAAGCAUGCCAAUUCUUCGACGGACUAUAG